AUGCGUUUUGAGAACUGGGACGUCCUCCUUUUCCCUGACGGUUCGAAGGUGCCCAUUCAAGAAUUCAAGACGCAAUGCUUCGUGACUAGGGACAGUGAAUCUCCCUACAUGCAUAUCGAAUCUUUGGUCACUGCUUCCUCCCACCCUCUUCAGCCAAGUUAUGCCCAGGGCAUCAUUGGCUACACUCCUAUCUUGACGACCUUUGUCCCUAGCAUGUCUCGCAACAGUCCGUUUAGGAUUUCUAUCCAUAGUUGGAAGAAGCCGGCUCCCACGAGGAUGAUGGAGAGCCUCAUGCAGCCGGAUGACUCUGUCAUGUUUGAGAUGCGGGUGUUUAUUGAUGGAAUAUUUAUUGCUGGGAGUCUGACCAACCAGAGGACUGGGUGGCCUCAAGUUAUCGAUUCCAAUUCUCAUGUCGACAAAAAUGGCGACCAGGAUUGUUUACACUUCCCGGCGUUCCAUGAAGAGAUGCUUCAACAGAGCCACUGGGAAGCCGGGGAAGAGUUUGGCCGUAUCAAAAUUGUUGUUGCGGAAGGGUUUUCUCGACCCAAUCGAAAUCCCCCAUUCGAAAGAGUUAGGAAUCUCGUUUUCUUCUCUUUCCAACAUGCUCCGUUGAAUAUUUUGGAAGGCUCGAAUUUAGCCUGGCCAAACCCGGGAAUGUGGCAUCAGGCCUCACGCCCCAGUUUCAAAUACCAUCUUGGGGUCGACUAUGGUGGUAUUAGGGAAAAUGAAGAUGCUCACUCCCACUCUCCAACUCGCCCAGAGCCUCGUGGAAUUGGUAUCUCGGACGCUAGUCGCUCCUCGCAAUACACAACCUGGCCCCAGCGGCUUUAUCCUACUCCUCAGACGUCUUGGGCACGGCCCGCAUUACCGGCGAGGGACUCUAGAUGGCCUUUGCAACCUGUAGUCCAGGACCCCUUCAUUGAUUCUUUCAGGGAGCCGGGUCUCAGUCGGCGUUCCCGCUCAACCUUGGACGACGUGUCAAUGCCAGACUAUGCUGCAUCAAGCUCCAAUAGCAGCCGAGCAAUAUCUAACAUGACAGGCAUCAGUUUCGGACAGCACAGUAAAGAGCCUAGUGCUAUUGCACCGAUUGAUGAUGAACAGUAUAACCAGCUGAUCGAGGCACUGAGUCCAGGGAAAUUGACCAGUGGAACUCAUGCACCGACAAACACACCAUCUUCAGCUCAUCCCAUGGCGUCCAAGCAGUGUGCGGCUAAAGAAUCUCGAGCUCGUCGGUCCCAUUCGAAACAUCCAAGUCGCCCUGGAGCUUUAAAAGAACUGUCCCAGCCAGGAGUACGGGCUGUUUCGGGAUCGAGUCCCCGAUCAGAUAGCGAUGAAGGUCUUGGGAGCGAAAAUGCACCGCUUCCGUCAAAUCUGCUCAGCCCAAACCCAAAGGUGAAAGGGAAGAAGGAGGGUACUGGGAGCGAGGUAGACACGCCGCUCUAUGGCUCUAAUAGAGUACUCACGAAUAGCGCGAAAACGGUCAGAAGAUCACAGAGUAACAUUACUGCAUCCGCUGAAUCGAAACGCAAAAGGUUGGGUACUUCAGAACAAGUAGAAAUUGCAGAAGACACCGAAUCCGGCAGCCCUUCACCUACCAAAAAAAUAUCCCGCCUGGAGGCCAAAGACUUGAGCCCCCGGUCGACACUCGAAGAAGCUCUGGAGGCAAGAACAAGAGUCACUGCCACAAGACGAGAAACAGAGGCGUCGGGAUGGAGGGGUAUAGGAUUACUGAUACAGCGUCACUCUUACACUACUCGAUAUCAGCAGCACACCUCAAAACGGAAAGACCAUUCUAGCUUAGCCUCUGGCUCAAUUCCACCUUCUAACAUGGGCUCUCAAUAUGCCGCUCCCUUAGGCGAUCUUCGAAAUAUCCAGACCAAUGAUAGUGCAGAAAAUGCCCUUAAACAAGAUGCGACUAAUGAAAUUCAUAGAUCCCUAAACAAUGCGUCAUCAGUGCUUGUCCCGGCUAAACCUUGCGUCCUAUCCUGCCAAAUGAACAAUACCUCAAAACCUCAUACCGCGACCUCGACCUCGAUGCCGCACAACCCGGCACUCGAGUGUGUUAUCCCCCGCGAUAGCUCACGAGGGUCAGCACCUCCUCCCCCCCUACCACCACAGCCCUUGGGGAUUGUUGGCUGGGUUGCUUGCCAGGAAAAUGUCGGACCUACAACCCAUUCGCCCCUGGCAGAGGUUGGGUUUGCUAGCUUUGCACCUAGUCCUACAUUUCCCAAGGCCAGCAGUACUGGGUUUCCUGGGCUGGCCUCGAUGCAGACAUAUUCCCCGGCUGACGUGAUCAGCUCCUUUGGAAACAUAGAAGGAUGUGCAGGGAUAAUAGCUCGUCCAACACAUAUGCUAUCGGGGUGCACUUGCCCCCAAUCUCAGACAUCCCAAGACCACAACGCCGUUCCUGGGAUGUCCGGGAGCAGCAGCGUUGAUGGCGGCCGCCAUAAUGACUCUGAAUCCAGGGGAAGGCUGGAAUCUGACCUUGCUGAUGACGUGCUGGCUGCCGCUGCGGCAGCAGCUGUCGAGGAGCCCCAGCCUCAGAACCUAAAAUUUGGGGACUUGGAUGUUGACUUUAUUGAUCUCAACGCGGCUGUCUUUUACUUUUGGUGUUCUAUCCGUCGUGGCCAGCCUGCUCCCGCAUUUCAGCUAUGA
Molecule: messenger RNA, 2655 nt
Organism: Blastomyces dermatitidis ER-3
Lineage: Eukaryota; Fungi; Ascomycota; Eurotiomycetes; Onygenales; Ajellomycetaceae
Exons: 9
Coding region: 1-2655 (884 amino acids)
Source: RefSeq, a predicted model, not a curated record